GCAGAUUUGUAGCUAACAGCAGAAGAUGUACUUUGCCUUUGGAGUAGCAUUGACCUGUCUGUUGAACAUCUUAUGGAGCGAUGAAGCUGUGGAAGAGCUUUUAUUGACACCCACAUUUCAAGGUUCGUUUCUUGUACAGAAUUUCAAGACCAGGUAUUUUCGAGUUUAAAGAUGUUUUUGGAGAAGCAGUGGACUACAGUGAUGUAGUUACAAUAAUCAUGGAAAUCAACAAAGAUCUGGAUAGAGCUCAACGAGCAGUAAUAGCUGCUUCUAUGGCAGAGUUUGAGGCUUUGACAUGUGUCAGAUUUAAAUACAGAACAAGGGAAAUGACCUAUCUUGAGUUUAUUGAUGGGAUUGGAUGCUGGUCAUAUGUAGGGCCAGGAAAACAAAGAGCACAAGAAAUAUCUCUGCAGAAACCCCACUGUGUGCAAAUUGGUAUAAUACAGCAUCAGUUGAUGCAUGCACUUGGUUUUUAUCAUGAAAAUUGUAGAACUGAUCGUGAUGACUAUAUUGAAGUUAAAAUGGAGAAUAUUCAAAAAGAUGCAAAGAAUAACUUUAAAAUACAGAAAUCCAAUAACUUGGUUACAGCUUAUGAUUAUACUUCAAUUAUGCAUUAUGGAAGGUAUGUUUUUUCUAAAAGUCCCAGUUUACCCACCACAGUGCCAAAACCAGACCCAAAUGUGGAGAUUGGACAACAUUUGGGUUUCUCUGAAUUAGAUGUUUUAAAGAUAAACAAGCUGUAUCAGUGCAAGGUAUGUGGAAACCUACUCACUAAAACUGAUGGAAUUUUCACCUCUCCAGACUAUCCAGACAUGUAUCCUAGUUUUGCCAACUGCAAAUGGAUAAUCAGGGCACCUUUGAAGUAUAAGAUCAUCAUGGAAUUCGAUUUCUUUUACGUUCAACCAUUUAUAGGCUGCUAUCGAGAUCAUCUAAAAAUUUAUGACGGUUCCAAUAUUCGCUCACCAAUUCUCAAAGGACCAGCUUGUGGCAAAGUGGCUCCAGCAGUGAUCUCUUCCCAGCAUAAAUUGUUAAUUACAUUUUUCUCGGGUGGACAGAAACACGCUCAUGGUUUCAGUGCUAAGUAUCGAUUUGGUAAAAUCUUGGUAUAAUAAUUGGUGUGUUCUUUCAAUUUAUUUGUGUAGAUAUCUAUAUAUAAAAAAGAAUUGGAAGACUGUAUAUAUUUCACUGUGGGUUUUUUUGCCCAUUUUCCAGUUAGAUGUGGAGAAAUGCUGACUGCUUCACCAACCAGUAUUGUAGGUAGAGUUGAACAUAAAGGUUCCAUGAAUCCACAUGAA
Rhincodon typus (whale shark) is the source of this 1295-nucleotide messenger RNA. Its product is annotated as embryonic protein UVS.2-like. Gene Ontology annotation, biological process: proteolysis. Lineage: Eukaryota; Metazoa; Chordata; Chondrichthyes; Orectolobiformes; Rhincodontidae. Bases 219 to 1109 code for a protein of 296 amino acids. The transcript has 9 exons. Gene Ontology annotation, molecular function: zinc ion binding; metalloendopeptidase activity. The record is from RefSeq and is a predicted model, not a curated record.